Knipowitschia caucasica is the source of this 1257-nucleotide messenger RNA. The record is from the annotation of a GenBank genome assembly. NCBI's taxonomy places the organism in Eukaryota, Metazoa, Chordata, Actinopteri, Gobiiformes, Gobiidae.
AUGGCGGGUCCGUGGUUGUCCGCGAUCAGGACGUGGAGUACAGUCUGUUCGGGCGUGUCUGCGUCUGAAACCCUGCGGUUCCAUCACUGCAAGCGCCUGUCCUCCACCGCGGCGCAUUUAGCACGGAUGCCCUGGAGGGGGACGCCCGGGAACGAGGUGCAGCCAUCAUUACUGCCGCAGCAAACAUUGAUUACCUCACAAAAGAUUUCUGUUUUCCACCGGCAUAAACCAAAAUUCCUACAUCCAACGGUUCAGUGUUGUAGACCAAUACACAGUGAUGCAAAGCCUAAAGACCCGUUCUCCUUGGCACAGGGCGACUUGACAACUUUGUACGAUGACAUUAAAAAGGAGCUGUUUGUCGGCACAGAACUCAAGUCUCUCUGCGAUUACUACUUUGAUGGCAAAGGGAAAGCCAUCCGACCAAUGAUUGUUGUCCUUAUGGCUCGUGCAAUGAAUAUACACAACAACAGAGACGGCGACCUGAUUCCCGGACAAAGAGCCAUCGCCAUGAUCUCGGAGAUGAUCCACACGGCCAGCCUGGUGCACGACGACGUCAUCGAUGGGUCGGACCAGCGCCGGGGCAAACGGACCAUCAACGAAGUGUGGGGGGAGAGAAAGGCGAUCUUAGCCGGAGAUUUCAUCCUUUCAGUCGCCUCGAUGGCUCUGGCUCGGAUCGGGAACAUCUCAGUGGUGAAAGUGCUGUCUCAGGUCAUAGAGGAUCUAGUACGAGGUGAGUUCAUGCAGUUGGGCUCGAAGGAAAACGAGAACGAGCGAUUCAAGCACUACCUGGAGAAGACCUUCAAGAAGACGGCCAGCCUCAUCGCCAACAGUUGCAAAGCAGUGUCAAUCCUCGUUAGUCCUGAUCCAGAAGUCCAUGAAAUUGCUUUCCAGUACGGACGAAAUGUUGGAAUAGCUUUUCAGCUGGUUGACGAUGUCUUGGAUUUUACGGCAGAGGUCAGUCAGUUGGGGAAGCCCACAACGGCAGACCUCAAACUGGGCCUGGCCACUGGACCGGUUCUGUUCGCAUGUCAACAGUUUCCUGAGCUCCAUGCGAUGAUCAUGAGGCGUUUCAGCUCCAAAGGAGACGUAGAUCAGGCUUGGCAGUACGUUCUUCAGAGCGACGGCGUGCAGCAGACCCGGUUCUUGGCCCAGCGCUACUGUCAGGAGGCCAUCAGACAGGUCAGCCUGCUGCGGCCCUCACCGGAGAGGGACGCCCUGAUCCGACUCACAGAGAUGGUGCUCUCCAGAGACAAAUGA